This is a messenger RNA of Carassius carassius (crucian carp), 920 nucleotides long. RefSeq lists its product as uncharacterized. The record is from RefSeq and is a predicted model, not a curated record. Lineage: Eukaryota; Metazoa; Chordata; Actinopteri; Cypriniformes; Cyprinidae. Bases 1 to 810 code for a protein of 269 amino acids. The transcript has 2 exons.
AUGGCGGAUGAAUGUCUCCACUCUGUGCAGCUCGAGCUCGAGGCCGUGGGAAAGCAGAUUCGCGACCUGGAGGUAAGGCAGGCCCAGCUGAGAGAGCGGAGAACCGCGCUGGAAUCAUCCCGGGCUGACGCUCACAAGUCCGGGGUAAGUAUACAGCGAUCUGUUAACAGUCCCACCACGUCUACUCCGUGUGUUUCUCUGCACAGGCCCGGUGCACCCAGGACGCGAUCUUCCCAGAUGUCCUUCACUGCGACGCCGGGACACCACGGACCCUGGGUGCAUCCACAGCGGAGGACGCGAGCCGGGUCCCGGGCGACGACUUCUCCCCCUCCUGCCUUCGACAUCUCCAUCCGGAACCGCUUCGCUCCCCUCCGCGAGACAGGACGCGACGCUGUGAUCAUCGGAGACUCCAUCGUCCGACACAUACCCGCGAUCCUGAAGGUCGACGAGAGCCCCAGAGCGGUCGUGCUUCACGCCGGGGUUAACGACACCACGCUGCGGCAGACGGAGACGCUGAAGAGGGACUUCAGCAGCCUGAUCGAGACGGUUCGCAGCACGACGCCCACGGCGACGAUCAUCGUGUCAGGACCACUGCCCACGUAUCGACGAGGACACGAAAGGUUCAGUAGACUUUUUGCUUUAAAUGAAUGGUUGUUGUCAUGGUGUAAAGAACAGAAACUGCUAUUUGUUAAUAACUGGAAUCUUUUCUGGGAGCGUCCUAGGCUGUUUCGCGCUGAUGGAUUACACCCCAGCAGAAUCGGAGCGGAGCUGCUCUCUGACAACAUCUCCAGGACACUUCGCUCCAUGUGACUAGUAAGACAAUUCUCUAAUAACUAUUAUGAUGAGUUUUGUUCCACCCGCUUAAAUGAUAAAAGUACUUGUGCUGUAAAAACUAUUAAGACUGUGUCUGUUCCCCGAAU